UUGACGUUUGUUCCGAAGUUCUGAAACAAUCAGUCACGCGACUAAACGUGGGGGGACGAAGAAUAAUAAUGUUGUAAAGGAACAUAAACAACAGCGCCAUCUACCGGCGAAGCCUUCAGGCGCACGGUUUCGCGGCAAAGUAAUCACACGCCGCCACCGGCCGCAUGCAAAUAAAAAGGGCGUCAAGAGACAAACCAGUUACUGUUCAACAACAAGGGCGCGCUGCUCCGCCCACCUUUUUUCAACCAAUCGCCUGCGAGGCCGCGUGCGCAGAUUCAAACUCGUUUCCGGAAGAAGGCUGGGCGCGAGAUUCGGCGGGAUGGACAAAAAAUGAAACGGAGUGAGUGGACGAAACACACACGGAGAGAACACAGUACAGACUGACAGUGCAGAGGGGUGUGUGUGUGUGUGCUUUCAAGGCGCGCAAGGCUAACGCAGAGUCACACAGAUGGAUUUUUUCCCUCACCGUUUUGAGAUCGCAUUGGAAUUAUUCCUUUUUUUGGCUUUUGUUGUUUAACAGCAAGCGUUUUUGGAAGGGCGUUUUUUCGUUUUGUCAUAUUUAUUGCACGAUUGCUCUCGGGGAUGUGACUGUACGGAUCUCGAGCUUUUCGCGGAAAACAGAUACAUGUGUGACAGUGGCAUGUGUGGAUAGAUGUCAGCUGCGUGUUUUGAUUUCAAGAAGAAUCGCAGCAUUGGAGCUUUUAAAGACGCUUUCCUUUGAAAAGAAGUGCACUUGAACGCAGUUGUCAUGGCCAAUAUGAAGUCUCGCAGUGAAGAUGAGGAUGAUGAACGUCAUUCUACGGACCCUGACAGCAGAGACCCCAAAAAUUCCAAAAAGACCCUGUGCAAAAUUAAAUGGUCCCGAGAUGAGGAUGAGAAGCUAAAGAAGCUUGUUGAGCAACACGGAACCGAUUCUUGGAAGUCAAUUGCCAAUUAUUUCCCAACAAGGACAGAUGGUCAAUGUCAGCACCGUUGGCAAAAGGUGCUCAACCCAGAGCUGGUGAAAGGACCCUGGACAAAAGAGGAGGAUCAGAGGGUGAUUGAACUGGUUCACAAGUAUGGGCCCAAACGGUGGUCAGUAAUUGCCAAGCACUUACAGGGCCGCAUAGGCAAACAGUGCAGAGAGCGCUGGCACAAUCACCUCAACCCAGAAGUGAAGAAGUCCUCCUGGACCCAGGAGGAGGAUCGCAUUAUCUAUGAAGCGCAUAAACGUCUGGGCAACCGCUGGGCUGAGAUCUCAAAGCUGCUACCUGGACGGACAGACAACUCCAUUAAGAAUCAUUGGAACUCUACCAUGCGUAGGAAGGUGGAACAUGAGGGCUACUUGCAGGAGGGCAACAAGGGCUACAGCAGUGACCCUGGUCAGAAGAAACGUCCCAAAUCCAGUCCAUCUGUGGAAUAUCAGCAUGACCAGAAUCAAAUACUCAUAAGUGACCAAUCACAGCCACCCAGAUAUCCGUAUGGUUCGCAAAGUGGCCAAUGUAUGGAAAACUUUAGUGUUGAGAUCUCUAGUUUUAUGUCGCCGUGCCAUGACGACCCAGACAAAGAGAAACGAAUUAAGGAGCUAGAGCUGUUGCUAAUGUCAGCUGAAAGUGAAGUCAGAAGACAGUCGGGCUCUCGUAACCCAGAGAGCUACUCCAGCUGGACAGACAGCCUUCCUGAUGAUACUGUCACCACUGCAGAGAGUGUGGAGGACAGAGGCGGCGAGCUGUGUCGUUUAGAGGAGGGCCAAUCUGCUGCUAUGCCUCUGCCUGUCUCUCCCAGCAAGUUCCUGGCUGCUGAGGCUAGUGCUGUGCUGUCCACUCUAGAGACCAUUCCAGAGUUUGCAGAGACCAUGGAGCUUAUUGACUCGGAUCCUUUGGCCUGGAGCGACGUGACCAGCUUUGAUCUCACUGAGGGAGGCCCCUCUCCGAAGGCCGCUAACCCCACUGAUGUUUGUACAACCCUGGAGAGGUGCACAGAAAGCCUGGUCUAUCCAAUAAAUGCUCCCACUGUCCCAGCGAUAAACAGGCAGUGCACCGUGGUGAACCAGGGCAAGUCUGUGGCUCUCUCUAACACCUGCACGAACAGAUUCAGCUCUCCACCCCCGUCCAUAAUGAGAAAGAAAAGGAGAGAGAGAGGAGAUCAGUCACCUGCAGAUGAAAGGAGCUGUGCUUACAUAGACAGCAGUGGGAACUCACCAAAAAACACCCCUGUCAAAGGCCUGCCAUUCUCGCCCUCUCAGUUCUUCAAUGUGUCUGGUGGUGAGCCCCUGAGCCUCGACAAUCCUGCUCUUACAUCCACUCCAGUGUGUGGACAGAAAUGCCUUCUCAACACACCCCACCAGAGAGAGACCACACCAAAACACCAGAAGGAGAACGCAGGUUUUAGGACCCCAAAACUCCAUAAGAAUAUUAUAGUCCACACACCAAGAACACCCACUCCUUUCAAAAACGCCCUGGCUGCCCAAGAGAAGAUGCACGGCCCGUUAAGAAUGGUGCCCCAACCACUGGCACUUCUUGAGGAGGACAUCAGAGAAGUUCUGAAAGAGGAAACCGGGUCUGACAUCUUCACACAAGUGCAGAACCAACCUCACUACAGAUCUUAUGAGCAGAUGGAAGCUCCUGCAAGGAAAGUGAGAAAGUCUUUGGUAUUGGACAGCUGGGAAAAAGACUGUUUAAAUGUACAGCUGUUUCCCCAACAGCAGAUUAACAACAAUGGAGCUUCUCACAGUAACGAUCUACUGACCAGAUCCAUGCUCAUGAUGCCAUUGACAGAGAGAGAGGAGAACUGUUGCUCUCCCGGAUCGAUGAAGGAAACUUUUUCAAUAGUCAGCACCUUUAGCCCAAAGGACAAGAGAGAAAGCAUGACUCAAAGGAGCCCACCAUACCAAACACCCGCUCCUGCCAACAGCGAGUGGGAGGCUGUGGUUUUUGGGAAAACGGAGGAUCAGCUGAUCAUGACAGAGCAGGCCAGGCGUUACUUAAACACCAACCCUACCACCUGCAUUUCCAGAGCUCUCGUCCUUUAAACAUCACUACUGCACUACAGCAACCCUCUUCUUUUCCUCUAUCACACAGACAUCAGACAAUCUGGUGCAGGAAACAGAAACACUUACUAUGUUUGCCGAACACCUUCUGAUUAUAACAAUAUACCGCUUAGGAUAAAAAAAAAAAAACUUGUAUGGAAAUGUAGUCUUAUGUAGUCGAAAUACAAAUAGCACUAGAUUUGCAGAAUUUAGCUAAUGGUUUUUAACAUAGCUAUUUUUAUCCAUUUUUAGCUGUAGACAGUGUGCUGAUUCUUAAGGGCUGCUUUUUUAAGAAGGAAAAAAAAAUCAUAUAAGUGACAUUUUCAGAUAGUUUUAAGCUCUUUUUAGAGGAUUUAGAGGCUGGUGUUAAGGAUUGGGGAGCACUGGCAGUGUUGCACUACUGUGGUUGUUUGUUAGGGUGAGGAGCAGAGACAGUGUUGAGGAGUAACUGGAUAGCACUUGCAACGUGAUCGUUUCCGCUCCAAACAUAACAAAGGUUCCACCCCGAAUAUUUUAUUUUAUUUUAUUUUAUUGAGAGUAGGACACUCACUGAAUGUAUUUUAUAGCAUGAAUCUGCUAAGUUAACGUCUACUGGAAGGUACCUCGAACAUUUUUGUGCUCUAAAGUGAAGGCUGUUAAAAUUAUUUGUACUUGGAGAAGCGUAAAAUCGCUGACUUGCAUGUCUGCAACUGAAGUCUAAAUCCAGCAUCUUCGCUGCUUAUGGAAAAUAUUCUCAGUUUAGCCAAAAUCAUGUUUGGUACUGAUAUUAAUGCGCAUGUUGCAUUAUAAAUAACACGUUCCAAGAACAGAUACGUAGGUGAGAUUUGUUUGUUUAGAGCUGUAGGUUCUAUUUAUUAAAUCUUUACUAAUUUAUUUAUUUCAAAGAUAUAAAGAAAAUCUAAUUAUAUUUCUUUUCUGUUAAAGAUUUGACUACCUUCCAUUACAUAUUUCUGAGUUCAAUAACACUGCCACUAAUUUCUUGGCCUGUACAGUAAGUUUAACAUCCUUUCAAAGGUUUCCGUCCACUUUACACCAAUUGGUUGACCGUAAAAGUAGCAGCAAGCAGCAUUCAGCCUCCAAAAUGUGGGGAAAUUGCACUUUUUUUAAAAAUAUUGUAUUAAUGUUUGUUUGUCAUUUAAUAUCUAUUGUUUUAUACCCUCUGUAGUGUUUACAUUUUGUUUUGUUUUUUAUCGGUGGCUGAAUGUUUUCAAACAUAUCAUUAACACUUACAUGUCAGGACGUCAUCCGAAGGGGAAAAUGGUGUAAAGGUAGUUUCUCUCUCCCACUUUCUUGCUCUGGAACAAAUGUUUGUAAGGAUUUGCUCGCUGCUACUGAGAGUUACAGCAGGAAUGGACAUAAGCACAAUCGGUUGAAGGAAGUGUAGGACAAUUGCUUUGCUCUCUUAUGAGGUGAAAUGCUGAAUUAAAUGUUUUAUUUUUUAUUUUUUUUAACAUGAGAAGAACCCAUGUAAAAUAGUUUCAGGUUAUUCACAAUGAUAAGUUAGUCAGAGCAAAAGAAAAACCCUGAUGUGGGAGGAAUUGGCAGUAUUAACGUAACAUUGGGUUUUAUUCAAAUUGAGGAAAUGUUUUGUAUAAAAAAAAAUAUUUUUCUAAUUGUAACUUGGAUAUUGAAGUGCAAAAACACAAUCCAUAUUUAAAGGAACACUACGCAUUGUUUCCCUCACCGCAUCUGUGUUACCGAGAUUCAUUUAUUUUGGCUCAUGUAACAUUGUAGAUAAAUGUUUAAUAAAACUGUCUUUGUCUUCA
This is a messenger RNA of Puntigrus tetrazona (Sumatra barb), 4773 nucleotides long. It is a transcript of the gene mybl1, whose product is annotated as v-myb avian myeloblastosis viral oncogene homolog-like 1. Lineage: Eukaryota; Metazoa; Chordata; Actinopteri; Cypriniformes; Cyprinidae. Gene Ontology annotation, molecular function: DNA-binding transcription factor activity, RNA polymerase II-specific; RNA polymerase II cis-regulatory region sequence-specific DNA binding. The transcript has 17 exons. Gene Ontology annotation, biological process: regulation of DNA-templated transcription. The coding region runs from base 749 to 3010 and encodes 753 amino acids. The record is from RefSeq and is a predicted model, not a curated record. Gene Ontology annotation, cellular component: nucleus.